UGUGACGUCACUGUUAGGCAAUGCUAGGCUAGGCUAACUGACUUUCAAACAGCUGACCGUGUUUCUCAGCACGUCCACCAAAAAUCUUCUUUCGCACAUUUCAACGAAGAUAAACGGCAUGAAUUUAAUAAGAUCCCGACUUGGCCUUGGAAACAUCUUGGGCGAGCACUGCAGACGUGUCACAGGAGCAUGGAUGCACAGAGGGAUGAGCAACAAGCCGCAAGAAGUCAAAGCAGACUCCCCGCCUGCAGCUCCAGUUCAAGCAUCUCCUCACCUGGGCUUCAAGAUCCCAGGCCACAAGCCCUCGCCCAUGGACACGAGGAUUCUGCUGUGGUCGAAACGCUUCAAGAGAGUAGAAGACAUACCAGAGUUUUUGCCGUUUGAAACGCUGGAUGCCGCCAAAAACAAACUCCGAAUAAGAGUCUGCUACAUGAUGAUAGCGGCGACGAUAGGUGGAUGUGUGUUGAUGAUCGUCAUGAGCAAACGGGCUGUCGCCAGACACGGGUCUCUGUCGGAUCAGAACUUGAAGCAGAAGGCUAAAUGGAGGGAGGACCUCCACAGACAGCAGGAAGCAGCGGCUGCUCUGUCUGACAAGGCCCAGUGACGGACGGAGCAGUAGGGAACCUGGAUCACCACAGGGCAGACUUUUCUUCAGUGAGUAGAACAGGCUGACCAGUCUGUGACAGAAAGAAAAAACUGUUAAGUAUUUGAGAGCAGCUGUCACAGGUUGCGUGUGUUGUGGUCUGUAUUUGUACAUGCAAGGGGCCAAACGACACAGGAGUAAAAUAAGAUGUGAUUAAAGAAGUACAAUAAGGUGAUUCAA
Molecule: messenger RNA, 823 nt
Organism: Nerophis ophidion (straightnose pipefish)
Lineage: Eukaryota; Metazoa; Chordata; Actinopteri; Syngnathiformes; Syngnathidae
Gene: fam162a
Product: family with sequence similarity 162 member A
Exons: 5
Coding region: 119-604 (161 amino acids)
Biological process (GO): neuron apoptotic process; cellular response to hypoxia; positive regulation of release of cytochrome c from mitochondria
Cellular component (GO): mitochondrion
Source: RefSeq, a predicted model, not a curated record